Molecule: messenger RNA, 6607 nt
Organism: Venturia canescens
Lineage: Eukaryota; Metazoa; Arthropoda; Insecta; Hymenoptera; Ichneumonidae
Gene: Sytbeta
Product: Synaptotagmin beta
Exons: 8
Coding region: 1929-3590 (553 amino acids)
Biological process (GO): cellular response to calcium ion; regulation of dopamine secretion; calcium-ion regulated exocytosis
Cellular component (GO): plasma membrane; exocytic vesicle
Molecular function (GO): clathrin binding; phosphatidylserine binding; calcium-dependent phospholipid binding
Source: RefSeq, a predicted model, not a curated record
CCUCGCGGGCACCCUUAGUCCAGUUUUGUGCGUGUUCCUCGUACAAUAGAGUCGAAAAUCCGCGCCCCUUUUUAUGACAGACACGAGCCACGUUUCGUUAGGCCAAAUCUACCGAUUUUAAAAAAACUACGUUCAACGGCGAGGUCAUAUUCGAUUGCUCAUCGCUUUGUCAUCCAUUUUUUCUCGUCUCGCUCACUCACGGUGCUCGUGAUCAACAAAUAAUCGACAUUUUCAAUUCGACGGACGUAAGCUCCACGCUGAACGGUAUUUAUCGUCGUCCUCCAUCCUCGUCAACGUCCACUCGACCGAUUUUCUUGUUUUGACUAUUCGUCUAGUCUCUGCGGUUUACUGUUUCGAUCCCUCUCUCUUCCUAACUCGCCGUUUGAGUUUUAAGCCUCAAGGGGUUGAAACGAGUAACCUGUUGCGGUACCGCGCAUUCGUGCUCUCUCAUGUUUUCGUAUUACAAGCUCGAAACAACCGCUUCCUUGUAAGAUCGCCAGGUAAACCAGCACUGGAACGAUCCUGCGAAUCGCGACUCGUCACUCACGACGACGUCGAAAUAUUACUGUUUGACGUUAUCGGGCAUUAAUGGGCAUUCGGGGAACUGAGAAUUUCUGCUCGACAGAAAAUCAACGGUUUUGUAGAUACGAAAUAUCGUUGGGGGAAUUUAAGUUUUCUUGAGUGAAGAGAAAUUUUUAGUGUUUUGAGUAUUUGCGUCGAUCGUGAAAGUAGAAAAUGACAACGGAGGGAAACGAGAAAACUGUCGACGAUUGGCCUCAAAGUGUUUUUCGUUCGUUUCUUUCCAGAUUUUUAAUAUUUCAAUUUAUUUUUUAUUCGGUGUUCAAAUAAAAUUUUUUUUUUCAACUCCUCUCUGGUUCAUUAAACAACAUUUUUUACAGGCCGCUCGUGUAUGUGACAACAAAAUAGGUCAACUUCACCCGAUGAAAUUCACCUCUGAAUCGCACUUUGCGUUAAAACUUCAUUUUUUUCGCGUCGAGUUACGUGACGGUGUAAUUCGCGCUUUUCGAAAAAUUUUCCCAAUCGAGCUUUAAAAGAGUUCUUCUCGGAUCAAAUACUCCAUUUUUGGGUGAAGUGAAACGAUAAAUUUCCGUAUUGUUUAAACGAAAAAUUUGUUUCGUGGAAAUCUUUAAAUUUUUUAAAAAAGAGGCUCGUGCAGUAGUACAUUUUUCUUUAUGUGGAAAAAAAUACGAUUUUUUUCACCGUCCCUCUCAAUGACAGAGGAUCGAUUCGAAGUCGAAAUUUCCAUUGGCACCCGAUCGAGGGAAUGGAGCACUUGAUAAAAAAACUCCGGCAAUGAAUGUUGACAGAAUCGAACGUCUCAAAAAAGAAUAAAUUCUUAGUUUUUUUCGAUAGUGAACCAAAUUUGGCUCUUUCUAAACUCUUGUGUUGAACCCUGAGAACAGAAAUUUGUUGAUUCAUCAAAAUUCUUCGCCAGCUCACAAAUUGUGAAGAAGGAAAUGCAAUUGGCUGAUUCGACAAAACUCUCGUUGGUUCAACAAUUUCUUGGGUCAGCCAUCCAAGCGAUUGAAUUAACCAAAUUUUUGUCAAAUCAACGAAUAAUUCAACAAAAAAUUUGUUGAAUUAUUUCAAAUAAACGUUUUGAGUAAUUUUUUCCUCUUCUUCGUCCCCGAGGCCAAUAAAUUUCGAGGGGGAUAAGUUUGCCAGAUAAAUAUCCCCCUUCGUAUAAAUUAAGGAGAAAAAUAAAAGAGGGAAACGAGGAGUAGAGGAAAAGAAUAAGAAUCGGACAAGUGAAAGGAAACGUGGUGGACUUGGAGGCGCUAGUCAAAGUGCCGGACAAAUUGUCCGAGGUAUUGGGCGAUGUGUUGGAGCUAGCAUGCGGAGGAGGCACCGGGUCAGCCGACAAAGCUGGCUCAGGUGCAACGAACAGUGCCGCGAGUAGGAUCGGUAUGGUUACCGGGGUUGCCAUUAUCAGAGGACGUUGGGCUCAGAGGACUGCGAGAUCACCUUUGUCCUCUGUCACAACGACCGAUAGUACUGACAGCACCACGAGCUCCGAGCAGGAAUUCAACGCUCUGGCCAGAGAACAACACUUGGCUGUUCAACCCUCGUCAGCGAUUGAGACGACGAUUGUGGGAGAAUCUGCUGACUCGGACUACGGGAUCGGGACGACUCUGGCUCAGCCUCGAAUGACCAUGGCCAGUGGAAUCGUCCACUCAGUGUCCGGAUGUCGUCCCUUCGUGAGGAAUUCGUCAAUCAGCUCUCAGGGUUCUCUCGAGGGUGGAGGGUCGUCGUCCAGCGGGGCACAGCGCGGAUCUUGUUCGCCUCGGAUCAGAGCCUUUGGACCGGACGGUCGGCAUCGACAACCGGAUUCCUUCCCGACAGCUUCCUCGUAUCCGCCUUCGAGAAGUUCAAGAUCUCCGUCGCCGGCUCGUGCGAUCUCGCUGGACGCUCGCUCCGCAAGUCCAGCGAGUUUCGCCGGAAGCUGUGGAACAGCUUCGCCGUCUCAGAAUUCGCUGUCUUCGUUGACCACCGGAGGGGCGAGUUCUUCCUGCGGUUCGUCCUCGAUCGGUGCCGCCAGAUCCGUUGCUCGUUGCUUGUCACCCCUUCUCAUUCCUCCACCGAGUUCUCUCACCAGUGACAGCACCGGGCCCGCACCACCCGCUUCGCCUCUGGGUUCGCUGCAGCCCGAUUUGUAUCAACGUCGAGACGGGCCUCUCUUCCUCAGCGCUCAGAGCACGACGGCUGGAAAAAAUAUGGGACGACUUCAUCUUCGUUUGAAAUACGAUUUCGACAGAUCAGACUUACGAGUGCACUUGAUCGAGGCUCACGAUCUCGCCGGAAGCGAUCAGGGUGGAUUCAAUGAUCCUUAUGUAAAGCUCACCCUCAGCCCGGAAGUUGACACGAGGAAGAGACAAACGCCGAUUCAUCGGAAUAAUCCCAAUCCAUUUUUCGAUCAGCACUUCAAAUUCCCCGUCAGCCAUGAGCAGCUUCAAGAAAAAACCCUCGUUCUGCAGGUUUUCGAUUACGAUCGGUUCUCAAGAAACGACGUAGUUGGCUCUGUGAGAGUUGCAAUGGAACAACUCGAGUUCGUUUCGUCAACAUCUUCGAUCGAAGUCUGGGGGGAAAUCGCCCGUGAGAAGAAGCCACCGGAAGAGAUUCAGCAAGUUCUGCUCUCACUCUCGUAUCUGCCGAGCGCCGAGAGAUUGACGGUGCUUAUACUCAAAGCCCGAAAUUUGUUCCCGUCUCAGGAGGACAAAGAGAUCGUCGAUCCUUUCGUCAAAGUGAGUCUACUGACGGGCGACAAGAGAGUGAAGAAGAAAAAAACGGCCGUAAGAAAAGCCACGAGGUGUCCAGUCUGGAACGAAGCGAUGUCAUUCAACGUGUCAGCAGGACUGCUCGCCUCUUCAGCCAUCGAGGUCUGCGUUUUGGAUUCGAGCAGCGAGUUGAUUGGUGGGAACGCGAUUCUUGGCUCUUGCAUCGUUGGACCAGCAACAGGAGGGACCGCAGUUGAGACUGAAGCCGGUGCGUCGAAUCAGAGCCGAGAGCACUGGUUGCACAUGACACAUUCGCCGAGAAAAGCGAUCGCGAUGUGGCACACGUUGCACUAACGUAACGAAGCAAACGAUAAAAUCGAGUGUUCGAGCAGCACUAUCAUUUUUCUACAAUAAUUCCUGAAUUCGAUAAUCAAUCGACUUGUUGAGAGUCGAAAAAAAUAACCGAACGAGAAGGAAAGAAAGGAAGCAAAGAGAAAUUUUCACGACGUUCGAAUCGACGGAGCCUAAAAUCGUAAUUUAUUCAUCGCGUACGCAAUCUUGUUACGCAAGAUUCAUUAUUUUUUCAAAAUACGUCACGAAUUUAUCGAUCGAACGAGGCAUUCGCGGUUCUAUUUUUAUUACGUAGCGCCACCACGACGAUGCAUGCGAAUACCUUUUUCCUCUUUUCACUGUAUUACUAUCGAAAAUAGGAAACGAUGAAAAAAUAUGCUGCACGGAGAAAAGUCGCAUCGCGAUCCUGCCCGUGAAAAAAUCCGAAACAAUCAAAUUUCUUCUCACUAUUUAUUGAGAAAUUCUUUAAUCUCUGAACAAAUCUUAUACAAUAACUUUGUAAAUCGAAUGAAAAAGUCUGUUGUAUCCGAAGAUAAGAUUUGCAUUGAAAAUACAAAAAUUGUGGAAUUGAAUUUCAAAUACCCUCGAGGACAGUUCACCAUUCGUUUGCGCAAGCAAUGAAUAUUUAUUAUUAGUGAAACAUUGUUUCCAAAAUUUCGAAUGAUAGCCCAUGUACACGGAGAUUAUUAAACGGAAAAGUAUUUAUUCCUGUAACGCACUCUAAAAUUUCAAAGAUUUUGCAGAAUUUUCAGUUUUAUAAUGGUAAAUAUUGCAGGGAGGACGUCAAAAAUCACUCCGGUAAAAGUUUCUACUUGGAACAAUAAAUAUUAUUUAAUUUAUAGCAAAAUUCAAUUUUUCUCCCAUAAUAAUAUCGCAGCUCAUCUGUUUUUAUUAUCAAGUUUUUAUUUAUUACUAUUUAUUUGAAUUCAAUUAAUUUUCUCCGUGUAACAUGCGAAUAUUUUCAUAUUCCAUAUGCCAAAAAAAGAACACAUACACACAAGAAAUGUGUCUAAUAUUUUUGAAUGUCAUCACCUGUAUUAGCUUCGAAUAUAUAUAAUAUUUAAGUCUCAUUUCCGCACAAGCGUCCAGAGUGUAAACCUGUGCGAUACUAAUUAUUUGAAAUCUGUAUUUGUAUGUAUAUCGUGACCAAGGGAAGAUCACGUACCGCAAUAACAUAUCAAACGAUAUAACGCAAAUCUUUUCGCCGUAUUUAUACAUAUAUAUGAACGUAUUUGCUGUCGAACUUUAAUGGAGCGGAGAUUGAAAAAUGACAAAAGUCAUUUUUCAAUUUUUUCGCAAUUCGAAUAUACGAAAGAUUAUUCAACACCCUUAAUCAAUGAACUUUGUAAAAAUAUUUCAGGCCUCGUACGGUCUUGGAUCACAGACAUGAAUUUACACUUAUUUUCGUCGUAUAAAUAACAACCUUUUCCGUACACAUAUUUUCAAAUUUAAGAGAACAAUGAUAUUUUUGAAUCUCCAAUAAUUCAGCACACCCGCAGAUGCGUACGUCACACAAAAACAAUUUCAAAACGUUUUUUUCUCACCGAGAUAUCCAUUUUAUCGAGUUUUACAUGUAUACGAUGAAUAAAAUAUAUAAAGACACACUCUGAAAUACGUUGUAUCCAGUUAAUUGCUAAUAAUUAUAUUCGACAAAACGUUGUUGUCUUAAGAAACAGUUAUCUCGAGCCAUUUGAAAUUAUAUGUGACAUAAUGGAGGAGAUAUAUAUACAUAUUAUACUAUAAAUAUAUAUUAUAUAUUCUAUAUUGACGCCAAGUUAUUCUUAAACUUGGUUAACUGUUGUUACUGAAAUAUUUAUCAAUUCGUGGAUAUUGUACAAGAAAUAUAAAUAUAUACAUGAGGUUUGGGCUAUUUCAUGUCGACUAGAAUAUUUCUGGCCAUAAAUUCACAGUUUCAUUCUUCGAUGGAAUUUAUUUGGUGAUUCUGGAACCUCUGAUAUUUGACAACAGUAAUAUACAACUUAAGCAUCCGACUGAUGCAGAGGAGUUUGUUCAUGACACAUUUUUUCGCGAACUUUUUACACCUACGAAGAUUUGUUAUAUUUACAAAAGUUUCCGUAGUUCCGCAAUUUGAUACAAAUGUUCAAUACUUUUGUCAUGUCUGGUCGUAACUCCGAUUCUCAACGAUCGUGAAAACUAUGCAGGACAAGUUUAAACGCAAUAUCUUUGAAGAAAUUUUUCUGACUUUUCUAAUAAGCGUCGUUUUACAAAGAGAAAUUUCAAAUCCUUUAUACAUUUUUUUUCUCGAUUGUAUGAUGAAAAUAUUGACGAAAUUUCACAUGUUUAUGGAAAUCCGAAUGCAUUUACGCACUGAAAAUCAAUCUUUCGAUUAUUCCAUUGAAAAGGGUGAAACAAAAACAUAUGAACGAAUAUUAAAAUCUUUCAUUCGAGGAGAAAUAAUCGUGCGGUUAAGUGUGAAACAGCCCAUAAUUAUGAUAAUACAAAAAUUAAUAUAAAUGAAAUAUCGGCGCAGGAGAAAACUUGUAAAGGCGCUCUAAAAAGGAGAAAAAAAAUCAGUGACCCUCUCAAAGGCGGGAGAAGGGAGGUGCAAAAAUGUACGCUUAUCGUUGCGCUUUGCUACACUCUACCGUACCUUAUUACCACGUGUUUCUAAAAUAAUUCCACACAUAUUUGGAAGAAAUGAACACUGCAAUAUAUUUCGAAUAUAGAUAUAUAUAUAUAUAUAUAAAUUAUAUACACAAAUAUCACGAGAGGACGUACUCGGAUUUGUAUGAAAACGGUUUACACGUGCAUGUACAAUAUACACAUGAAAAAAUCGAGAUGAGGACAUGAAGCAAAAGAAAGAAAAAAACGAGAACGAACGAUGUUAUACGUGUGUGUGUAAGCUAUUCGUUAAAUGUCAAGUCCAAUAAAUAUUUUCGUGUCACGUAAGACUCUACACAAAAUGUUAAAAUUGUUUAUAACAAUUUCACUGGGAUAUUGUGAACCGUUCAUUGUGCACAAGAGUGAGUUAAUAAAAAAUAUGAUGGACGUAACAGAAA